AUGUUAAUCAAAUCAUUCGUCCUCUUGACCGCCGCAAAUGCUGGUACAUUUGCGGCUCCCCAGAGAUUCGGUUGGGGUGCUACAACUUCAACUCCUCCUGCUGUCGCAACUCCACCUGCAUCGACCGCACCACCUGCUCCUGCCUCUGCUGCUCCUCCUCCCUCGUCCAGUUCACCUCCCGCAGGUGCCCCUCCUGCAAGUUCUGCUUCUGUCCCUUGUUCCGCAGGGGGUGCUGCCAAUGGUGGAGAAUCACAUGAAAUCACGAUUGUCAACAACUGCGGAGAAGGUCAACCGCUCUUUGCCUACGCUGCUAACAGAGCUGGCCAACCUGUUCAAGGAAGCGUUACGAUCAAUGGGCCGGUCGAUAGUGGUAUAGCAUGGAUGGAUGGUACGAAAGAUAAUUGUGGAUUUGAUGGCACAGGAUGUGGUUUUAUGGAAUUCACAAUCGCUAAUUCCAUGAUGAACUCGGCGGAUUAUUCAUUACUUACUACAGGUUUAGGCGAACAUCAUUUUAAAUACGCAAUGGACUUCAAAUUCACAGGUGAAUGUACGGCCGGACCAGGUAAAUGCCUAAGUGGAGAUAAUUGUCCAGGAGCAUAUACGGGUACGGAUACUUUCAGUGGGGAUCCGACUACCUGUGGUGGCCAGAAUGUUGGGAUUCAUAUUACUUUCUGCUAG
This is a messenger RNA of Kwoniella botswanensis, 678 nucleotides long. RefSeq lists its product as uncharacterized. Bases 1 to 678 code for a protein of 225 amino acids. Lineage: Eukaryota; Fungi; Basidiomycota; Tremellomycetes; Tremellales; Cryptococcaceae. The transcript has 4 exons. The record is from RefSeq and is a predicted model, not a curated record.